AUGGCGUCGGGGAAGCUUCCGUGGGAGUUGGAGGAAGAGAUAUUGUGUCGGCUUCCACCUGGAUCUCUUGUUCGGCUAAGAUCCGUAUGUAAACACUGGAACGAUCUUUAUAACGACAAAUGGUUCAUCAAGAAAAGCUUGGGUUUUGCACGUCCCCAAUUCAUCAUCCUGGCCGGAUUCAAGAUUUAUUCGAUAGGAACCAUCGGUCUGGACGUCGUUGAUCCGAAGAUAGAGGCUGAGAAGUGGGCAUUUACCAGGAUCACGGCUUGCAAUGGAUUAUUGUUUCGUGACUUUUGGAACCAAGGGGUUACCAUUUGGAAUCCAUGGUUAAGACAAGUUGGGUGGAUUGAGUAUAAGGAGGACAAAGAUUUCCGUUUUUGCGGUAUAGGAUACGAUGCUGGUAAACCCGAAAAGGGUUACAAGAUCUUUGGGUAUUUUAAUCGUUUCUAUGACACUAAACUGAAAAUCGGCCACAGAUUUGCGAUCUUUGAAUGUGCGUCUCAAGCGUUUAAGUUCAUUGAUUCCCCUGAAUGGCCAACGCUGGCAGGUCGAGGUGAAUAUGUGUCCUUGAAUGGAAAUUUGUAUUGGACUGCUUACAAUGAAGAUACUCGUGAGCAUUUUCUUGGAAGCUUUGAUUUCUCCACGGAAAUAUCCAUGCACUUUUGUCUCCUUCCUUGUGCGAAGCAUGUUUCUGGCUUACAAGAUAAACUUGUCCUCACUGUAUUUAAGGGCGAUCGGUUUGCAUUGUUAAAGCAAUCUCGUAUAUCAAGUAAUACAGAGAUUUGGGUAACAAAGGACAAGAUUAACUCUAGUAAUAACGUGGUGUGGUUAAACUUGAUGACACUGUCAAUACCUGACUUUCCCUCGCUAUUCCAUCAGCUUUCUGAUAUUAGUUACUUCAUCCAUGACAUGACCCUUAUCCUGUGCUGUGACGACAAUCAAACUGGAGUGGGUUGCAUCUUUAUUGCGAGGGGAGACUUGUGCAAGAAGAUUCAAAUAAAUUAUGUCUCUCUUGGGUUUUCUCAAUGUGUCUAUCUUCCAAGUUUGACCUCGGUUCCUUUGGAAUUCAGAUCACUGCAAGUUUAG
Messenger RNA from Arabidopsis thaliana (thale cress), 1086 nucleotides. Its product is annotated as F-box and associated interaction domains-containing protein. The coding region runs from base 1 to 1086 and encodes 361 amino acids. NCBI's taxonomy places the organism in Eukaryota, Viridiplantae, Streptophyta, Magnoliopsida, Brassicales, Brassicaceae. The transcript has 2 exons. The record is from RefSeq and is marked reviewed.